AUGGCAGCCGAAGAAGAUACAAGUGUGUCCAGUGGACACCGUUCAAAUGUACAAGUUGGAAGGGAAGUGGCACAGAUGCAUUCCCAAGCUCAUAGAAGUGAUCCUCUCCUACGAAAUUAUGCAGAUUCGGGCGAUGUGAUUUAUCUUGAUUCUAGUGAUGGCGAUCCGCCAAGCGAUUACGCCGAUCAUGAUCCAAAGUGGAAAGACGUUGGGAACGAUGGUCCAAGUCUUGACACUGGUUCUACGUUCCAUCUUCGCAAGGAUUUUGAGAAUGCGGAGGAAGAGACUGUGCGAGACCUCACGCUCAUGUUCAAUUACGGGACGAACCUUGGAAGUGGAAGAACACUGACACAAGAAGUUCAAGCAAAGCACAUGGAAGACCAAAUGUGUAAGUUUGACCCGGAGGCCAUUUGUGAUGUUGACAGUGCGUCGCUGUUGGUCAAGCAAGGGUACCGUAUCGUGAUGGAUACCGACAAAGAUAAUGCGUUUAUUGUGAGUAAGGACGGGAGACAGUGGGUCUAUCGUGAGAAAAAUGGGUUGUAUACCUAUGUCCCUGGAAAAUCGGAACCGAUGGCUCAGAUUCCAGAGGAGAAUCAGACUCUUACUUUUGGCCCAAAGCCAGAGACGCAUUGCGGUGUCUGCAUGGAACUUGGGCCGCGAGGUGAAGCAUGUCUUGAAUGUGCACGAUGGGGAUCAUUUGUGAAAGAUGAAUCCUACCAUCAAUAA
Cylindrotheca closterium is the source of this 726-nucleotide messenger RNA. The record is from the annotation of a GenBank genome assembly. NCBI's taxonomy places the organism in Eukaryota, Bacillariophyta, Bacillariophyceae, Bacillariales, Bacillariaceae.